AAUACAUGAAAUCCGGCUUGCCUUGUGUAAAGGCUCAACUAAGACCUGCUCCUGUCUAAGCAUUUUAAUGAGCGUAAGCCCCCAGGAGGAAUAGUUGCAACUCACAGAAACCAAAGUCAGCCCCGUGGGAAGCAAAGCUCGCCGGCUGCUCACAGUCACAGACAUGCAGCCGAUCACCUUGGUUGGUGCUCUGGUCCUCCUGCUCCACAUCUGCUCUGGUAGUGCAGGAGCCCAUAGGCACUACAGACAAGUCCUUACUGGAAACCAACCAGGUGUGUGUCGCUAUGGCAGGAGACUGGAGUGUUGCUAUGGCUGGAAGAAAAACAAUAAAGGACAGUGUGAGGCUCAAUGUGACCAGGGCUGCAAGCACGGAGAAUGCGUUGGCCCCAACAAAUGCAAGUGUUUCCCUGGAUACACCGGAAAGACGUGUAAUCAAGAUCUGAAUGAGUGCGGCCUGAAGCCUCGUCCCUGUGAGCAUCGCUGCAUGAACACCCAUGGAAGUUACAAGUGCUACUGUCUCAACGGUUACACUUUAAUGCCUGAUGGAUCUUGUGCAAAUUCCAGGACAUGCUCUAUUGCUCACUGUCAGUACGGAUGUGAGGAAGUUCAGGGGGAGAUCCGCUGUCUUUGCCCAUCUGGAGGGCUGCAACUGGGGCAAGAUGGGAGGACUUGUGUAGAUAUUGAUGAAUGUGUGACUGGGAACAACCUCUGCCCAUACAACAGACAAUGCGUGAACACCUUCGGAAGCUACUUCUGCAAGUGCCAGGAUGGCUACGACCUGAAAUAUGUUGACGGCAAAUAUGACUGUGUAGACCUUGAUGAGUGUGCAGCCGGCAGCCACAAGUGCAGCCACCAUGCUGCCUGUGUGAACACUCACGGAUCCUACAAGUGCAGGUGCAAGUCUGGCUUCAGAGGCAAUGGCUUUGAGUGCUCUGUCAAGCCGUUUUAUCAGAGGUCGUGGAAUGGAGACAAAGGCAGUGCAGAUGAUUUCCUCAAUGCCAUCCCAGACUCCCAAGUGAGGACCAGGAUUCUGGGAGGUACGCUGGACAACGAAGACAUCAAAAAUGUUAUCCCUGAACCAGUAGCGACCCCGCCUCCUAAGCCCCGUGAGCAGCCGUUUGACUAUGAUGGAGAGGUCUAUAUUGGCCCCCAAACUGAGCAGACACAAGUGGAUGUAUUUCCUGAGGAAGAAGAAGGAGAAGAAGAAGAGGAGGAGGAGGAAACGGAAGACAACCUGCUCAAUCCAAGAGGAGAUGUUUUCAUAUCAGAGGACUUUGAAUCAGUGUUUGGCCCUGCCACAGAGGUCAAAGAAAUUGAAAUAACACCAGUUCAAGAAGAGUUCAUCAUGGACUGCAACUUUGAUCAGGGAGCAUGUGAGUGGGUCCAAGACAAGACUGAUGAUAUGGACUGGAGUGUAGCCUACCAUAACGGUGCUGAGUACUACAUGGCCAUGAGUGGACUCUUAGGGGAGCCAGAGGAAGUAGCCAAGCUGAAGUUGCUGCUCAGUGACCGCGCCCAGCAGGGCAGCUUCUGCCUCACCUUUGACUACCGUGUGGUGGGACAAAAUGUGGGAACUCUCAGGGUGCUGCUGGAUAACAAUGCCUACCCAGUAUGGGAGCAGAGCCAAAGCAAAGAUCAGGGCUGGCAGACAGAGCUCCUCACUGUGGCCUGGAAACAGGAAGCACCACAAUCCAUCAUCUUUGAAGCUCAGCAUGGGAAAAACAUUGGAGGAGAGAUUGGGCUGGACAAUGUUGUGUUGACCUCAGGGUCCUGUCAAGAGGAUGUCGGUCCAUUAUUUUAAGAAUCUCCACCCGGGUUUACUAUUUGAGAAUCUGCUCUUACUGAACAGAUUCCUGUUUCCUGUCUGUAUUUUGAUCUGGAGUUUCCAAAUGUUUUCUCAUGGCUUAACCAUAAUACAUCCACAUAAAGAUACCAAAAUGUGGUCUCAAGAAGAGAUUAUGUACUAUCGGUGCAUGCAUGUUUACUUAAUCACCAUGCUGCUACAUCAGUUCAUUCUGCUUUAUUCUCUGUUGUGAUUUUCAAUGGUCUCUUAAGAAACAGAUAACUCAGAUCUCAGGAAUAGGUGGAAAUGCUAACUUUGUCCGUUAAAUAGAUGUAACAGUAUUGUGCCUAGUUAUUUUGUUGUGUAUGUGAUUACUGAAGUUAACUGAAAAUAAUCUAUGACAUGUAAUGUGAAAUCUUAGGUGAAUUAUAUCUGAAUUUAAAUGUUAGAUUAAUAACUUUUUUGAAGGCUGGUUAGUUCAAAUGAUAAAAAAAAAAUAUCAGUGCGUAACUGCUGUACAUUUUGCUUUCAUAUUAUAUUGUACUACAUUAAAUUUGUUUUUUUUCUAA
This is a messenger RNA of Centropristis striata (black sea bass), 2352 nucleotides long. RefSeq names its product EGF-like-domain, multiple 6 (gene egfl6). The transcript has 13 exons. The coding region runs from base 164 to 1801 and encodes 545 amino acids. Gene Ontology annotation, molecular function: calcium ion binding. Gene Ontology annotation, cellular component: membrane. Lineage: Eukaryota; Metazoa; Chordata; Actinopteri; Perciformes; Serranidae. The record is from RefSeq and is a predicted model, not a curated record.